Molecule: messenger RNA, 369 nt
Organism: Emiliania huxleyi CCMP1516
Lineage: Eukaryota; Haptophyta; Isochrysidales; Noelaerhabdaceae
Exons: 2
Coding region: 1-369 (122 amino acids)
Source: RefSeq, a predicted model, not a curated record
AUGGAGGAGCUGCUCGUGCACACGCCGGCUCGCGUGCUCGGGCGGGACCGCACCCUCACCCUCCCCUCCCUCUCUCUCUCGCCGGCGGAGCUGCACGCGGCGGCGGCGAGGCUCGCGCCCUCGCUCGGGGUCGAGCUGGGCCCGCCUGCCGGAGGAGGCGAGGCAGCGAGCCGCGGAGCGGCGCUGCUCACGCGCUCCGCUGCGAACAGGCGCGCUGCUCGAGGAGCCGGACGAGCUGGCGACGCGCGUGGCUCCCGCGCGCUCAAGCUGGGGCUGCUGCGCGACGAGAGCGCCGACUCGAUCGUCGGAGGGUAUGCAGAGGAUUACGUCGUGCAGGGCGGGAGCGAGCGCGAGGAGGUGCUGAGUUGA